AUGGCUAGCCCUCUGUUCAACGGCAGCGGUGUGGCGCGACGAGCGAUCAACCUCGGCGGCGCCCAUCGUUCGAGCGAGACGUCGCACCAAGAGCUCAUGCAGCGCGCCAAGCGGGAGAGGGAAGGACGUGAGGAAGGGAGGCGGAGGGAAGGCGCGGCGAUCAAAGUGCAGGUCAGCAGUUGGAGGGGCAGCAUGCCUUGGGGUGUGGUGAUGGCCUCCGUGAUCGCCGGCGACAUGAGCGUGCCAUGUGGCGCAACUCCGAGCUGACCGAGCCCACGGUCGCUGCCAUGGUGUGCGAUGACACCCUUGUUCUCGCGUACAGGCCUUUUACCGGGGAAGGGGACAAGCUUCCCGAACGCGCAAUCAACUACGCACCGAAUACGAUCGCAUGAUGAUGACGCCGACCGCAACCUCGUCAGCGGCUUCGUCAGCGGCCUCGAUCGACCCGGACGAGUUGGUCCACGCCACGAAGCGAUUGGUCCUCUUCCUCGCCGAGUCGAAUCAGAGUGACAUCAAACGACUGGCAGCAUGGUGUAGGGCGGUGCUCGUUCCGCCGCGAGGGGCAACUGGUGCGUCAUUUUCACGGCGGGCCCGUGUGGGGGUUCAGUGCGAGUGCUGACUUGCGCUAUGAUACGAGGACACUAGCCAAGACGCCUUCGCUGUUCGCGCUCUACUUGACCCAUUCGAGCACCUGGUCCACGCUUGUGCGUCAGGUCACUCUGCACCUGCUUCGACGAGCGUCCUCGAGCCCAAAGUGAGUAGCUGGCCCCACUCACGAGCUGAAAGCCGGCUCGGCGAUCACUGACCUCGUGUCUCCACGGACGGCGUCAUCCUGCAGUCUUCCGCAGACGCCUUUGUUUGUCGAAAUCGUCAAGAUCUUGUGCGAUCCGUCUUCGUUGACAAAGUGGAAAGUCAUCCCCGUCAAAGGCCAACGGACGCCCCUAGAAUACGUCCUCGACCGAAAGUUCUUCGAACUCCUUCGCACGCUGAUUCUGGAGAUCGUAAGCUCAUGAGGCCCCUUCUCGCUGAGUACGAGUCGAUUUCUUAACCUUCGUCCUCUAUCUUCGACAGCCUACGAACAAACCGUCCCACCCCGCACUCUCGGCCACCGUCGCUCUCACGCUUCUCCCCUUCAAAGCUUUUCCUCCUAGCGCACCAGCGAGCAAAGCUUCUACCCCGGCUACGCCGUCCCCGACGCGACAAGCUGCACUCUCAGCUUUCAUACGCCACAUACUCUCAAUCGAGCUUCUUCCUAGCCGUGUGCCGUCGGCAUCCCUCGCUGCACUCGUGUCCCUGCCGAUCGACGAGGUGCUCGCCACCGUCGCCACCGACGGCCACCUUCCACUCGACAUCGAAGACAGCGUGCACCUCCUCGCGAAUCUGCUCUUUCUCCUGCACAAGCGCGUUGAAUCUUUUACUUCAGCGAAAGCGUUUAUCAAUUACCUCUUGGCUUUGCGCUCGCUAUUGGAUCAAGUCCCGUCGUCUGCUUUUACCGACGCGCACAAGAACACUGUCGCUGCCUCGAGCAAAGGUAAGGGGAAAGAGGUCGAGGUCGUCGUCAUCGAAGAUUCGGACGACGAGUCGGAAGAUGAUGGAGGAGUUGCAAACGAGGCAGUCCAACGUGCACGAGCGCGGUUGGGUGCGAGUUCGACCACUCGGGACGGGGAUGGGGAUGUUUCCAUGACGGACGCCGCCGCCGCAUCAACUUCACCCUCACGAACCUUCAAACUCUGUCUCGAUCGCCAUACGACUCAAUCGCUCCAGUCCGUAGCUUCACGCGACCACAUCGCCCACCUGCUUGUUCUCUCUACUCGAUACUCGGCUUCGUCGCGGGUACCUCUCGCCUCCUUCCUCGUUUCUUUGAUGGUCGCAUGGCCCGCGAAGCGUGACGAUGUGCUCAACGCGUUGAUGUACAGUGGAGGGAGCUCGGUGAACGAGCGGGGGGGCGGUCUCCUACGCGAGCUCUUCCGUGGCUACGUUCGCUCGGGUCCACUCGGACGGAUCCUCGGGGGGGCUGGACAAGACCGACGACUCGCUGCCGACAGCAUUACUGGCUCACUGCUCGACCCUGCGCUCGCCCCGGAUUGGACUGUUCUCGUCCUGCUUAGCGAACUCUAUUCGCGCUGCUUGCACACGAUGGGAGACGACGAGUUUUACUCGACUCGCAACCCGCUUUCGCUCGACGAGGUCGUCGGUUUAUCGGCGAUGCUGCGCAAUCUAGCCUUCCAGCUGUACUGGCAAGAAGGGGAUCUGAUCUCGCAGCAAAAGGGUCGAAGGAUUGCCGGGACGAGGAUCUCGAUCGAGGCGAUGCGCUCCUUGGCGAUGGCGCUGUUGCAACAGAUUCACGCCAGGGACUCGAGGCGAUCGUUCACGCCGCCGGACCAUUGGCUCAUGACGUCGCAGUUUGACCUUGCCUCUUUUAUUCAGACCGUCGUCUAUGAGGACGAAAAACUGGACGCUGAUGAGGAGAACGCAACGCAUGGUCCGUCGCACGACGACAACGAUGCUCGAGGAGGGGCCCUCUCGCGACGACCGCACCCCCGCUCCUCGGCGAAUCUCAGCAAACGGCAAAUGACGUUUAUCAGCCCUCGUUUAGGUGUGCUCAACAACAUCCCUUUCGUCAUCCCUUUCGAGACGCGUGUUGCCAUCUUCCGUCAGUUCGUGGAGAACGAUCGAAUCCGGCUCGGGCUGAACGAAUUCCGCUACGACCGAUCUCGACGCACGACGGUCCGGGUUCGUCGCACAAACCUUGCGGCGGAUGCGUUCCAGCAGAUGAGUGGACUCGGAGCAGGGCUCAAGUCCAACAUCCAGAUCGUCUUCAUCGACGAACACGGAAUGGAAGAGAGCGGCAUCGACGGCGGCGGCCUGUUCAAGGAGUUGCUGACGAGCCUGUGCAAGGAGGCGUUCGACACCGAUCGCGGAUUGUGGCUCGAGACGGCGCAGCGCGAGUUGUACCCCAACCCUCAUGCGUACGCCAAGGAGUCCUCGCAAUUGGCUUGGUAUACGUUCAUGGGUCAUAUUCUGGGCAAAGCGCUGUACGACGGCAUCUUGAUCGAUGUUCGGUUCGCUGGCUUCUUCCUCGCCAAAGUGAGUGGAAGCGCGUCGACUUUUGAUUUCAAAAUUUGAAUGAGAGUACUGAUCAAUGGGCGUUUUGCCUGUCACUGCAGUGGCUUGGACGUCAAAGCUAUCGUGCGUCUACCCCAUUUCAAGGCAAGGUCAUGCAACACCCCAGCUGACUCCCUGGCUGCCAUUCCUCCCCUUGCGUCGCAGUCGACGAUCUUCAAUCACUUGACCCCGAGCUUUACUCGGGCCUGAUCCAGCUCAAGAACUAUCCGGGCGAUGUUGAAACCGAUAUGUCGCUCAACUUUACCGUCACCGAUGAAGGUAGGUCCGAGCGCAGAUACUCCGCGUGGCGGAUCAAAACCAGAACUCUGACCCAGCGAGCGCUUCCUCCUGCAGAUUUCGGUGUGUCCAAGACGGUCGAUCUGAUCCCUCGGGGUAGUGAGAUUGCAGUCACGAGUGAAAAUCGCAUCCAAUACAUCUUCCUCAUGUCGCACUAGUGAGUAUUCGCGAAGGUCGGUGUCGGCACUGUUUUGCCCGAAGCUAAGUUCGGACGGGUGAUCUGCACAGUCGACUAAACGUUCAAUUGGAGAAGCAAUGCGCGGCGUUCUUUGCUGGCCUAUCCGAGAUUAUCCCGGAACGCUUCUUGCGCAUGUUCAACCAGGACGAGCUGAGGAUCUUAGUCGGUUAGUCUUCGAGACAAAACCUUAUCGCCUCAGCUUCGCCUCACCCACUAACGCCGACUGCUCUCUUCGGCACCCAGGCGGUAUCGAUCAACCCAUCGACAUCGAAGAUCUCAAGGCCAACACCGUCUACGGCGGCUUUGCUGGCGAGGAAGCGAACGAGUCGAUCCGAGCCUUCUGGCGCGUCGUCGAGUCGUUCGACAAGGAACAACGCUCCAAGCUCGUCAAAUUCGUCACUUCUUGCGCUCGACCUCCCUUGUUGGGCUUCAAGGAACUCACACCCAAGUUCGCUCUACGCAAUGCCGGAGCGGAUCAGGAUCGUUUGCCAACGAGGUGAGCGGACUGCGAAUUGCCGAGAACCUUUCCGUGUCCCCCGGCUUUGGACUAACGCGUGGAAGACGAUGAUUUUUCCUCCUUACAGUUCAACGUGUGUGAACCUGCUCAAGAUCAGCGAGUACAAAGAUGAAGAAAUGAUGCGCCAGAAAUUGCUUUGUAAGUGGUCUACCGCCCCCGAUCAAAGUUUGCUUCGCCAGCUGACGGUUGCACCCUCCCGUUUCAGAUGCGAUCAACUCGGGCGCGGGCUUUGAUUUAUCCUGA
Molecule: messenger RNA, 4340 nt
Organism: Microbotryum saponariae
Lineage: Eukaryota; Fungi; Basidiomycota; Microbotryomycetes; Microbotryales; Microbotryaceae
Source: the annotation of a GenBank genome assembly